Messenger RNA from Notolabrus celidotus (New Zealand spotty), 4798 nucleotides. It is a transcript of the gene st3gal4, whose product is annotated as ST3 beta-galactoside alpha-2,3-sialyltransferase 4. Gene Ontology annotation, biological process: glycolipid biosynthetic process. The transcript has 12 exons. Bases 493 to 1515 code for a protein of 340 amino acids. Gene Ontology annotation, molecular function: sialyltransferase activity. Lineage: Eukaryota; Metazoa; Chordata; Actinopteri; Labriformes; Labridae. The record is from RefSeq and is a predicted model, not a curated record.
UCCAGUGCGCGUACCCAAACGCGCAUGCGUUACUCCACUUCAGAGGAAAGGGAACGCGCUGUAACAGAGAAAGCGUUCCAGUAAACCGCUAUAACUGCCUGCGGACUGCAUGCCACUGAGACCCACAGUAAACUACCCUGCGCGAUUCUUGUUUCCGUUACAUUGUUCAGAGGAGGGAUGAGCUUUGAUGCUAACGUCACAUCACUGCUCCUAUCCGUGUGUGCGCGCUGCGGGCUUCACCGCAUAUUCCUCGUUUUCCCACGCAGGGAUUGCCACCCAAAAGCAACGUGAACUUGGUUGCAACAUCAGUGUACAGUCCAACAGGCUCGCUCCACGGAUUAAACCUCAUCUGUCUGGGAGCGCUGCUGGUGCUGGUUGAAGCCCAGACUUUUUGCAUCUGUAACACGGAGGAUUUAAUCAUUGGCAAUGAAAGAAGGAAAAGGAUAACCUCAUGCACUGUGUAGACAUGAGAGGACCAAGGAGCACCUGAAGAUGUCCCAGAAGACAACCAAAACAUGGUGCCUUAGGCUUCUCCCAGUUCUCCUGUUCUUCAUCUCCUUUAUUACAUACUACUGCUCCUAUGCCAUACUUCAGAGUUACGGAGGCACCAGCAAGUCUCUGAACAGUAGCAAGUCGCUGUGUGGUGGCUGGCUAACCCAGAAGAAGUGGGAGAGCCUUAACUUUAACAUUAGCCGACAGACAAAGCUCUUUCUGAAACUGGAGGAUUUCUUCUGGCGGGAGCAUCUGUCUAAGCUGGCAUUACCUUAUGGCAUUAAGGGCAGUGAGCUGCUGCUGCUGAAAGUUCUUGCUGUAACUGCAAAUUACCAGGUGCCAACCAACAUUCAAAAACUUGAAUGCAGAACCUGUGCAGUAAUAGGCAAUGGCUUUGCCAUUAAGAACAGCUCAUUGGGAAGCACCAUCAACAAAUAUGACGUUGUUAUUCGGUUGAAUGAUGCCCCAGUGAAAGGCUAUGAGGAUGACGUGGGGAACAAAACCACCAUGAGGUUCUUCUACCCUGAGUCAGCCUCUUACAACCCUGGACAACACAACGAGCCCAGCACACUCAUGGUCCUGGUGCCUUUUAAGCAGCAAGAUCUACGGUGGCUUAAAGAGAUCCUUUAUAAUGAGAAGAGGGUCAGGAAAGGCUUUUGGAAGCCUCCUCCCCAAAUCUGGUUGGGUGACGUCAGCAAAAUCAGAGUGCUGGACCCCGUCUUUUUACACCAGACUGCAGACAGACUGCUCCGGAUCCCUCUCUAUCCCAAGAGUAAACAGCCAGUGCAUCCUACCACGGGUAUCCUUGCUGUGUUCGUCGCUCUCAACUACUGUGAUGUGGUCCAUGUUGCUGGGUUUGGAUACCCAAACUCAAGGAGCCAAAAGCAGCCUAUCCAUUACUAUGGAAAAGACAACAUGAUGUCUAUGAAAAAUUCCUACCAUGACCUCAAUCAAGAAGCAGAAGCCUUAAAAAGACUGGAGGAUUCAGGAGCCAUUCUUUACCUGCACUCACGCCCACAUUGAUGAUACACACACUUGAUCAGUCAAUUAAACCCAAAAAACUGGUUGAACAUCAAAUCCAAUUUCAGCUCUGUUUCGGGUCCCUUUGAUCCAGAUCAGAGCUGAGUGUGCCUUCUGCGUUGGGAUCCAAGACAUCUUGCUGGUGCGUUCAGUUACACUUUUUGACAUGAGUGGCACAGGUGUAGAUAUCAAGAAUGUCCUCACGAGCACCUUAAUAUUUCCUUAGAUUUGUCAAGUAGAAUGAGUUCUGGAAAUCUGGCUCGGCACUUUGGAUGACAUGAAAAAGUUUAUAACAACUUUAAAAGUUGCAGAAAGUGUAAUUACUAUUUAUGGUGAAACCAUGUGUCUGUCAUGAACCCUGUUCUGGAAAACAAGUCAUGAUAAACUUUGCUGGAUUUUGGAUCAUUUUAAUGCACAAAUGUUGCUUUUUGAGCCCAACAGAGGAUACAACUGCCACGUCUAAUGAAUGGAACAUUUCACAGCUCAGCUCUUUUUUUUUCACUACGUCCAGACAUUUCACGAAUAUCACUGAGCUGUAAACUUAAUCAACGUGGAUUAUUUCUUGCUGCAUACACAUCAACAUGAUGCACAUUUCUUUCUUUUUUUUAGUUCUAUCAAGCCAAAAUAUUCUUGCUGUUGAACAUAAAUCUGAUUCACGACUAAGAUGUAUGUCACAGGUCAUGGGGACUUUUUAAAAACUUCACUUUAAAUGUGCUUUUGUUGAAAUGGAAAUCACCUGAUCACAAUCCUGAUGUACACACUUAGCUGGAGAAACAUCACUUUACUUUUAUGAUUCCUGGACUGGAAAUACUUCUUGUAUUUUGCUCAUUUGUGUUGUUUUGUUUUGUUUUGUUUUUUAAUUUAUUUAAUCAUUUUUUUCUGAAACAAACAAUACUGGUAACUGGUACCACUGGAUAUUUUUUAAUGUACAGAAUUUGAAUACAUUUUUAAUUACGCUGAAUUUGAAUUGGUUCCAUUGGAGUUUUGUUAAAAGUCAUAUUUUUGCCAAUUUUUUCCUCUUAAUGAACAGGUUCAUGUACUCACAUAUAGACAUCAUUAUGCUUUAUUGAGUUAGAUGACCGUAACAAAUCUGCAUUAUGUUAAUUUUGCAUUUAUUUUGAUAUCACUGUCUUUCACCACUAGAUGGCAGAGAGCAUCUACAGCGUUCACUUCACACAGCAUAUACUUUACUGCACUGCACAUGGUGCAUUCAUGCAGCAGCCCAUCUUAAAGUGCCUGGGGUUAAUGUAACAGCACAUGUGCUAGGAACACAUGUACAGUGUGGACAUCUGGAAGACCAGAAAACUACACAACACUAAUUCACAUUGACUAACAUACAUUUGCCCCCAGAGACAGAUGUUAAUGAUGGUUUCUACUCACUGUACACUGCUAUAUAUUAGGUUGGUAUGAAUAGAGUUGUGUACUUAGCAUGUUUAAACUAGACUUAUUCGUGGUAAGAUGUUAGCAGAGACAGGGUUCAGAUCAUGAGCCGAGAUCUGAGUGAAAGGUGACUUUCGAUGAGCUGUCAAUCACAAGACUGGCAGUAAAGACUGUAAUACUUCUAAUUCAGCUACAAUUGCUAACUAAUUCAGUAAUAGCAGGAGCUUCCUUAAUGUGCCACAUUCAGCAAAAUCUGUGAAUUUUUUUCUAAAUCUCAAGUGAGUUACUCCAUACAGUGUUGAAUAUUUGAAUAGUGAUGCCAACCUUCUUCUCAAGGUCAGACUGUACAAGAAGUACCUUUGUAUGGUAAGAUAUGCUGGUCUUUGCUACUGUUAUAGAACCCAACUGCAAGUCUAUGACAGGAGGUUUUUUAACACUAACUUCUAAUCCUACCAUUCUACAUUAGCUCAGCUGUGUGUUCUGUACUGUUUAAAUCUGUGUGCUCUGCCUGCAUAGUGCUGAUACGAACGUUUGCAGCAGGGUAGAGACCACAAUCAAACGCCUACUCUCAUUUUCAGUUAACUAUAAUUGUCAGUUGUUGGUGCUAACUGAUUGUCUUGCCACUGAAACUCAAUCUGACAGACAACAAAACUUCCUUUUCAUCCAAUUUAAAGCUUAUCAUUUCAGCUCUGAGAGCCACCCAUUAUGUGUGGAGAGAGCAUUGUUUCGUACUGUAACACCAUCCCCUCUACCCCCUCCUCGUGCACUCAAAUAUAUUUUAAAAGCACCCUAAUACCGGUUCCACAUGUUUCUCCUCAGGUGUACCAACACCUUAAGCAUCUCACCUGUAUUGUGUCUUCAAAAUGUUCCACUAUUUAUUUUAGAGGAAGAGACGGACUGAUGGUAUGCGUUUGUUUUCCCAACAGAACAGGGGGAUUGGCAAAGAAAGCGUCCUUCCAUGUCAUACAUGACAGGCUGUGUUCACUUCCCUUACACAACAGGGAGUUACAUAAUUAAACAGGAUUUGUGUGAAUCUGCGGGCUGUUGAUAUGACAACUUGAAAUCAGGUCAGACUUUUCAGCUGAAGGUAUAAGCACACCUUUGAACCCCCAAGUCCUGAGUGGGCUUUAGUAUGCUACAUGAGCUAACACACAGCAUGUACAUACCAGUAUGUUAUCCCUGGCAAUGAUCACACGAGAUAGCAACUGAAUCCAAUAAGCCCACUUGAGCAUGUUAUCAUGACCAAAUGCGCCCAAAGCUGCACUAAACAAUAAGGUUCAUUUGAAAUGCAUAGCUUUGAACUUUCAGGCACACCCUCAGUGCGCCGUGAACCCAAAUGCAUUGGGUUUAAUUUUACAUUGCUGCAGUGUCAUAGAAAAAUACAUGUUCCAUGAUGAUUUCUGUGUUAGUGCAGUCUCAAACAGACAGAGGGCUUUGACCGUGUGAUCGUUAUAACAGUGUAUCUCAUUACACCAUCUGCUUGUAUCACAGCGUUCUCAGCCUGCCAGUGCAACAUCUUACUUUAGAGCAGUUGUUUUCUUUUCAGAAAUCGAGUCCCUCUGAUGGAUCAUGUGAUGAUGUGUCAGUCUCGGCACAUCAAGGUGUUGUGUAUCUAAUAGUUUGUUUUUCAUUCUGUGACAGGUGGAAAAACAAAAUGCAGUAAAUGUGGAGAACACACACACACACAAACAAACAAACAAACACAAGCACACAUUUCAAAGUGCAAAAAGAAAGUCAAGAGCUGGGACAUUUUAUUUCAGGUGCCAUAAAGUAAAAGAGCGGGAGCCACUGCUGAUGUUUCUUCCUACCUUGAGUCAUGGACUGGAUGUUUUUGGAUGUACACCUGAGAAGACACCUGAGGCCUCUAUUUUUCUCAGCAUUGUUAAAAUAAAACGAAGACACACAA